Messenger RNA from Saccostrea echinata, 1463 nucleotides. RefSeq lists its product as uncharacterized. Gene Ontology annotation, molecular function: sterol transfer activity; sterol binding. Lineage: Eukaryota; Metazoa; Mollusca; Bivalvia; Ostreida; Ostreidae. The coding region runs from base 113 to 1318 and encodes 401 amino acids. The record is from RefSeq and is a predicted model, not a curated record. Gene Ontology annotation, cellular component: endoplasmic reticulum membrane; plasma membrane; endoplasmic reticulum-plasma membrane contact site. The transcript has 13 exons. Gene Ontology annotation, biological process: intracellular sterol transport.
GACCUGGUUGCAUGACAAGAGUGUCCAGAAGGAAGUAAAUAUGAAGAUGCUUAUACCAGUAUAUGGACAGUUACAAGGAUCAGGUCAUUCUCAGGCUGAUAGAAACUAGGUAAUGAAUACAAAGGAAUCGGAGAGCAAGGACCCUUCUCCUUUGCGAAGUAAAUCAAAAUACAAUAAAUUUCACAAAUUAUUCAAAGCUGUGCCUGAAGAGGAAUACCCACUCAAUGAUUAUUCAUGUGCCUAUAUUGGAGAUAUUCUGUUACAUGGAAGCAUAUACAUAUCACAGAACUGGAUUUGCUUUUACUCCAAGAUACGGGCCCGUGGGCGAAGGCUUCAGAUUCCACUGGAGAAAGUGAUCAGCAUUACAAGGGAGAAAACAGCAUUAGUGUUUCCAAAUGCUAUUGGUGUUCAGACUGCCGAGGAAAAGUAUACAUUUGGGUCUUUUCUCAUGAGAGACAAUGCAUACAAGUUUAUAAACACAGUAUGGAAAAAAAACCAAUCCAUCAAGAGAAUUCAGAAUGAUCAUACAUUUGAUUUUCUAAAAGAAACUGCAGUACUUAAUUCAUCUGUCUCGACUCCUGUAUUCUCCAUUGGUCAAUCAGAGUGUGAGGCCCAGGAAGAGGGAGCAGUGGAGGAGGAAGCCUGCUCUAUAGAGGAAUUCCCCCAGGGAUGUGUUAACUGUGAUAAUCAGACUGUUCACACCAAUUCAAGCUCUAAUCAAAAUAACAAUGUAGUCACGUCAGACUCUUCUGAUGUGGGCAUGUGCAAUCUUUGUGAUAAAUUAGACAGUGAUAAACAUGACAGUAGUAAGUUUCUUGAAAAUGGCAAAUCCCCAACCUCAGUCCGAAAAGAUCCAGGCAAGGGACCAGUGAUUCGUGCUUUUAACAUUCCAUAUAUUUUUGAAUGUUUUGAAGUGCAUAAAAUGAUGGCUGCUUUUUCAGAAUUAAGUUUAAAGUUUCAAAAGAUACCCAGAACCAAUUUGUUGUUAGCUGUUUGUUCUGUUAUGAUUUUGUUUUUAAUGCUUUCUGCUGUUGCCCUUACAUACAAGAUUUUGGUUCUUCAAGCAAGAAUUGAUGGGAAAGAAUUCUGGACCCCAGUGGCCAAACAAAACUGGAGGAACAAUCUUUACUCCAGUUUUUAUGAACUGCAGGCCGGUUCACACAUGGCCACCAUACGACAACUUCACCAGGUUCUGGAAGCCAAUCUCCACAUGUUGGAGGAGAUUGGUUUGAAUCUGAAAUCUUUACAAACAACAACAGGAGACUUAAACAAUAAUUGUCAAACCAAAGAAGAGAAUUGCAAAAAGACCAAAGUGUAGUCAAAUAUCAUAUACCCACAUCUUAUGCCUCGGAAUUGUGAUGAAUGUGUCAUCAGCCUUUGAUAAAGUGGACCUACAUAAGACCAAGACUAGAGGAAAAAGUCAUAAUGGAGUGCCUGGUACUCUCUGUCUCCUUGUUUGUGGA